AUGAAACAAUUCAUGUCCACCAAAACGUACACAAAUGUCCUGGACUUCUGGUUCGGCUCCAAAUCAUCUCGCGAAUACCUCAAAGAAAAGGCUUUCUGGUACGGCAGCCCGUCAGACGAUGCAUACGUGCGUAAGCACCUGGGCGGGCCAUACGAAGAGGCCCAAAAUGGGAAGCUGGACUCGUGGAAAUCGCUGGGCGAGGGAGAAGGAGCACUGGCCCUGAUCCUACUGCUUGACCAAGUACCGCGCAACAUCUUCCGCAAUACUCCCCGCGCAUAUGCCACCGACUCCGAUGCCAUUUCAGUCGCUCGUUAUGCCAUUGAUCGUGGUUGGGAUAAGAAGCUACCGACUAUUCAGAGAAGAUACAUGUACUCGCCUUUCAAUCACUCUGAGGACCUGAAAGAUCAGGAGACGUCGGUGGAACUGUUUACAGAGCUUGGAGACUCGUACCAUCUACACUGGGCGAAGGACUUUCGGGAUCAGAUCAAGCGAAACGGGCGAUUUGUACAUCGGGAUCGCAUUCUGGGGAGGUCUUAA
Molecule: messenger RNA, 537 nt
Organism: Penicillium argentinense
Lineage: Eukaryota; Fungi; Ascomycota; Eurotiomycetes; Eurotiales; Aspergillaceae
Product: DUF924 family protein
Exons: 1
Coding region: 1-537 (178 amino acids)
Molecular function (GO): protein binding
Source: RefSeq, a predicted model, not a curated record